UCCUUACUUUUAGAACGGUUUCCAGAAGUGAUGGGAGGAGGUGAGCAGGGCAACUAAAUAUAGUCCUGGGGCCAGUGGUCAGUCUGGGAGGGUCUGUCUGCUUUUUACUGCAUGCCCAUCACCCGUGGGGUCCACUGCUAGCUGCCCCUGUGAGUCCACUGUCUUUGCUCUGUGCUUGCUGCUGGCUCCUUACCCAUCUUCUGACAGAGCUCCGACCCCUCUACGGUUAGGCCUGACCUUGACUGGGCCUCCUGGGAGUUUCUUUUUGCUCAAGAUCUCCAACAAAACCUGCCCGCCAUGUCUGCUGCGCCCGGACUCUUGCACCAGGAGCUGUCCUGCCCGUUGUGCCUGCAGCUGUUCGACGCGCCCGUGACCGCCGAGUGCGGCCACAGCUUCUGCCGCGCCUGCCUGAGCCGCGUGGCAGGGGAGCCAGCGGCGGACGGUACGGUGCUUUGCCCGUGCUGCCAGGCACCCACGCGGCCGCAGGCGCUCAGCACCAACCAGCAGCUGGCGCGCCUGGUGGAGGGGCUGGCUCAGGUGCCGCAGGGCCACUGCGAGGAGCACCUAGACCCACUCAGCAUCUACUGCGAGCAGGACCGCGCGCUCGUGUGCGGCGUGUGCGCCUCGCUCGGUUCGCACCGCGGCCACCGCCUGCUGCCAGCCGCCGAAGCCCAUGCGCGCCUCAAGACGCAGCUUCCACAGCAGAAGAUGCAGCUGCAGGAGGCGUGUAUGCGCAAGGAGAAGAGUGUGGCUGUGCUGGAGCAUCAGCUGGUGGAGGUGGAGGAGAUGGUGCGUCAGUUCCGAGGAGCUGUGGGGGAGCAGCUGGGCAAGAUGCGGGUGUUCCUGGCUGCCCUGGAGGGCUCCUUGGACCGUGAGGCAGAGCGUGUGCGGGGUGAGGCAGGGGUCGCCUUGCGGCGGGAGCUGGGGAGUCUGAAUUCUUAUCUGGAGCAGCUGAGGCAGAUGGAGAAGGUGCUGGAGGAGGUGGCAGACAAGCCGCAGACUGAGUUCCUCAUGAAAUACUGCCUGGUGACCAGCAGGCUGCAGAAGAUCCUGGGAGAGUCACCACCACCCGCCCGUCUGGACAUCCAGCUUCCUGUCAUCUCAGAUGACUUCAAAUUCCAGGUGUGGAGGAAGAUGUUCCGGGCUCUAAUGCCAGCCCUGAAGGAGCUGACCUUUGACCCGUGCUCCGCCCACCCGAGCCUGGUGCUGUCUCCCUCGGGCCGCCGCGUGGAGUGCUCCGAGCAGAAGGCGCCGCCGGCCGGGGAGGACCCGUGCCAGUUCGACAAGGCCGUGGCGGUGGUGGCGCACCAGCUGCUCUCGGACGGGGAGCACUACUGGGAGGUGGAGGUGGGCGACAAGCCGCGCUGGGCGCUCGGCGUGAUCGCGGCCCAGGCCAACCGCCGCGGCCGGCUGCACGCGGUGCCCUCGCAGGGCCUCUGGCUGCUUGGGCUGCGCGACGGCAAGAUCCUGGAGGCGCACGUGGAAGCCAAGGAGCCGCGUCCGCUGCGCACCCCGGAGAGGCGGCCGUCGCGCAUCGGCAUCUACCUAAGCUUCGGCGACGGCGUCCUUUCCUUCUACGACGCCAGCGACGCCGACGCGCUGGAGCUGCUCUUUGCCUUCCACGAACGCCUGCCCGGGCCCGUGUAUCCCUUCUUCGACGUGUGCUGGCACGACAAGGGCAAGAAUACUCAGCCGCUGCUGCUCGUGGGGCCUGAUGGCGAGGAGGCCUGAGGCCCGCCGGGUUGGGGAGGGGUUCGGGGUCCUGGCGGCUGGCCUGGGGCCCGGAGGGAGACGGGUGGGAGGAGGGGAUGGGGGAGGGGGCGAUGGGUUGCCAGGCCCGAAGGCAGGGCCAAGGCGAGUGGGGACUGGGGCCUCAAAGAUUCGUGAGAAGUUGGGGGUUGGCACGAACAGGGGACUGCAGUGACGGUUAGGGUGGCAGUGGGGAGGGGAGAUCUAAAGUCGGGUCAGUGAGGAAAUCCCAGUUUGGGAAAGAAAGGCCCAGGGGUUCCAGGAAGAAACUGAGGCUGAGAGAAGGAGGGAAAAGGGUCAUUGGUCUGGGGGCGGGGGUGGGAGGGGGGCUGAUUGAGAGGAGGAGCUGGAGAACUCUGCGAGAAGGAGCCCCUGCAGCCUCAUUCUCCCCUCCUCCUUGGGGCCUCCGCAGGGGUCCAGACUCACCGUACCAAAAGGCCUUCCACUUAGUGGUUCUUCAGCUUGGGCCUGCAUCCACAUCACCUUGGCAAAGUGCAUAACAGGGACUUGUUAAGCCCAGAUUGCUGAGUUUCUGAUGCCGUAGGUCUGGGGCUGGUGGGCUGGCGAAAAAUGUGCCUUUCUAUCAAGUUCCCACCUGAUGCAGAUGCUGCAGGUCACAAGUGGGGUCCCACCUGAAGGACAGCUGACUCAGGCACCCACCUGUUCAGUCAGCUACUUGUCUUGUAGAGGCGGUUAUCAGAUAGCUGUCAGCUACCAGGCAUAGAAAACCCAAAAUACAGUCCUCAAUUCAACGGCCAUUUAAAAACUGCCAGAGCCUAUGUUGGGUAAAUAAACCGAUCUCCAACUUGUUUCCCUUUGCUUCUAGAAUAUAUUUGCUGAGUGUUUUGGGUGUUGAGGAAAUCUCCCAAAUUGCCGACCAAGAGAAAGAGCCUGAUGCUAACCCCAUGCCGGGCCCUGCUGCUUGUGGAAAAUAGAGAGCUCCCCACCCAGCCCUACAAGUUGGCCCCUCACCACUAACUUGCUGGUUCACACCUUCUUUGCUUUUGGCUCAAAGGUCUAUUUCUUGGGCUCUGGAGUAACUGUUGAGCUGAGAGUGAGAGUGCCCUUUCCCUGGAGGGAGAGGACUUUGGGCAUUCGGGCAGGUGGGACUGAGCCUGCUGCCCCUCCUAUCCUAAGGGAGGAUGAUGGCCUGGGGCCGUUCCAUCUCACAUGAUGUUGCUGGGAUGCUGCUACUGCUGUGUGAAAGGGCAUCGGGACCCCUGGCAACUAGUGCCAACUUGGGGAUUUUCUUGGGGGUGGGACUAAGAGAUAAGGGGGAAAGGAGGGUUGUGGGUGGGGUAAGAAAGGCCUCAAGAUGUGGCUCAGGGGCACUCCUGGCUGUGUCUCCCAGAGGAAGGUCUGUAGGGCCCUGGCUCUGGGAGACAGAAGAGAGGAUUAAUUUGAGAAGCUCUUUCAUGCUAGAAAAUAAAACAGUAAACUAAAAGGAUUUUUUGGUUGUAAAAUCCAGCACCAAUAAUAAAAACAAUUGUAUUCUGA
Equus caballus (horse) is the source of this 3246-nucleotide messenger RNA. RefSeq names its product tripartite motif containing 72 (gene TRIM72). The record is from RefSeq and is a predicted model, not a curated record. Gene Ontology annotation, cellular component: sarcolemma; cytoplasm. Gene Ontology annotation, molecular function: protein binding; zinc ion binding; ubiquitin protein ligase activity. Gene Ontology annotation, biological process: protein ubiquitination; proteasome-mediated ubiquitin-dependent protein catabolic process. Lineage: Eukaryota; Metazoa; Chordata; Mammalia; Perissodactyla; Equidae.